Molecule: messenger RNA, 361 nt
Organism: Xyrauchen texanus (razorback sucker)
Lineage: Eukaryota; Metazoa; Chordata; Actinopteri; Cypriniformes; Catostomidae
Product: C-C motif chemokine 22-like
Exons: 3
Coding region: 53-361 (102 amino acids)
Biological process (GO): chemokine-mediated signaling pathway; monocyte chemotaxis; neutrophil chemotaxis
Cellular component (GO): extracellular region
Molecular function (GO): CCR chemokine receptor binding; chemokine activity
Source: RefSeq, a predicted model, not a curated record
UGUCCAUUCACUCUACAAGCAACUCAUCGCAAAUCCAGUCUGCUCUCUCAUAAUGGUGUAUGAUACUUGGAGAAUGAGGGCUGUGUCUUCCAUGCUGUUUCUGAUGUUGUGCUGUGCUCUGCAACAUACCUCGGCUGGUCCUGUUGCAAUUGAAACGGCACAAAGAAACUGCUGCUCAAAGGCAGCCACAUUCAUUAUACCUCUGACACAGCUGGUGUCUUAUUACUGGACAAGUAGCAGUUGCCCCACCAGACACAUUGUGUUCAUAACUAAAUCUAGGAAAGUCUGUGUGAACCCUGAUAAAGAUUGGGUCAAGCGGGCCAUCAACAAACUGAACAGUGCUUCAAAAUCACCACAGUAA